This is a messenger RNA of Coregonus sp. 'balchen', 11312 nucleotides long. The record is from the annotation of a GenBank genome assembly. NCBI's taxonomy places the organism in Eukaryota, Metazoa, Chordata, Actinopteri, Salmoniformes, Salmonidae.
GCAUGGAAAUGGAAAAGAUGGACUCCUUAUUGCGCUGUGGCACAGUCGAGUGUGCGCUACUGUCAGCUUCCUAAAUGUAAAGUUAGUAAAGUGGGUAAACUGCAGACAGUAGACAUCUUCUUGUCGGUAUUAACGAGUAUCAGAUCAAGGGAGAUGGUUAUUGUAAUACUGCGCAUUAACGUCCAAAGGUUUCGAAGGAGACUAGGCCAAAAGAUUUCCCGGUAACUUCCCGGUAAAAUCAACAAAACUAUUGCAACUCUGUUGCACGCUAUUGCUGCGGCUUAUUAUUCUUUGCAGCAGUCGUAAAGUUAAAGCUUUUAUUGAUGUAUAGCCUAGCUGUCGCUGUUCUGUGGGAAUUCUCCCCAAAUUAGAUUUUAAAGGAAGGUAUUUUACGAGUUUGUUUACGCAAUUAAUUUGUAAAUUGUUUACGAGCAUUACAGUUUACCACUUAUUAUACUCAAAAUGUCACUUGAAGACUACGAAAGGCGUUACGCCUCGCUCAAUUCAGAUUCUGGGAGUGAAUCUGUCGCCAGUGGGCGAUCGACGUCAGUAUACAGUGGCGAGGAAGAAAAGUUACAUUACAUUCCAAUCCGGAUCCUUGGAAGAGGGGCAUUUGGCGAAGCAACCUUAUACAGACGAACAGAGGUAAGCAGGUCAAGCUCUAUUUCUAUCAUUCUUGGAGAGAUCCCAGGAAUAUGCUAGUGUGUGUCACUGCCACUGUUGUUGACGCACACACACACACACACACACUCACACACACACACACACACACACACACACACACACACACACACACACACACACACACACACACACACACACACACACACACACACACACACACACACAGACACACACACACACACACAGACAGACAGACAGACCUAUUAGGCCUGUGUAUUAGUGAUCUACAAUAGCUUCCCCUGCAUGCUGUGUGAAUCUCUCACCAAAUCUGGCCAGUAGCCUCUGAGACAGUCUACUUUGGUUUUCAUACCCCAGUGGGAAAUGCUUGCUUGAGAGCAAGAUUCAUUACAUUCCCAAGCCAUUUGACAAAACUGCUAUUAUCCCCAUAACUUUACACAACUAGAGCAAUGUGUAAGGACAUAGCAUGGUUUGUAUUUAUUUGACAACAGCAGGAAAACGACAACCUUUUGUAAAUGUUAAACCUUUUAGUUUACUUGCUGAAAUAAUACUUUGUUUGAUUAGAGCCUACAUCAUAUAUAGUCCAUUAUUAGGGAUAUACCCUAUUUUAGCUUAUGUUAUUAUUAUCUUAGUAUUAUCCUAUUACAUUUUGUAUUAGCAGUAGCACAAUAGAAAAAUAAAAGGAAUAUAAUUAAUAUUUGUUUAACUUUGAGGAGGCCAUUGCAGUAAAGUUGUGCUGCGUGAGGUCUCUCAGAGUGUUGUUUGAUUUAGCCUUCACAGUGAAAGUCUUUCGGAUCUCAUCCUGACCUUUCUCUGUCUGUUCCUUGUCUAUCAAUCUGCAGGACAACUCUCUGGUGGUGUGGAAGGAGGUGGACUUGAACUGCCUCUCAGAUAAAGAGCGUAAGGAUGUCACAAACGAGAUCAGCAUCCUCUCCAUCCUACAGCACAACAACAUCAUAGCCUACUUCAACCAUUUCAUGGACAAGGACACUCUGCUCAUUGAGCUUGAAUACUGUAAUGGUGAGAUAUGGCAGCAUCUUAUCACUUUUUGUGUAUUUGUAUGAAAAACUUUUGGGAUAUUAAAAAUGUGUUAUUAAGUGUCCUUUUUCAACAUAAUACUUUGUGUGAUGGGUUAAUGAUAUUGAUUUUGGCUCAACUGAAAUAUGAUUGCCCCAAUUGUAAUGGUCUGGCGGUUACAGUAACAAUAGGAAAAAACAACUGUCUUUUCAAUUUCAGGAGGAAAUCUUUAUGAUAAAAUCAACCAACAGAAGGGGAAACUCUUCACUGAGGAGGUAUGAAAAUGAAACCCAACAUGUUGUAAGAGUGUAUUGUACCUAAAGACACAUAAUGGCACUGACUUUGCCCUAGUUAGGAACAAUGGUGAACAUUCAACUUCAUCUUUUCCCAACCAGUUUUUAAUAUCUUAAAUGUCUUAAAUACUCCCAGGUUGUCAUAUGGUACCUGUACCAAGUCGCCUCUGCAGUGGCUCACAUUCAUAAGGCUGGUGUCCUGCACAGGUAAAUACCAGGGUUGGGUCCGGGCCUUACUCAUUUAUUGUGCUACGAGAUUAUUUGUAUUGUAUGUAAGCUGUGUUGGUUAUGAAUACACAAUUGUAUGAUCUGGUCACUAUUUUGUUUUCUGACCUAUUUUAUUCGUCUCUUGAAGGGAUAUCAAGACGCUGAAUAUCUUCCUAACUAAAACCAACCUGAUUAAGUUGGGUGAUUACGGGCUGGCGAAGAAGCUGGACUCACAGUUUGCCAUGGCUGAGACUGUAAGUUAUAUUGAAGUAUUAACCUGGAAAGCUGUGCUCUUCUGCUCUGUGUUACAUUGACCAAGCAGAUCUCAGUUACAUAGAGCUGCAGAAAACUAACUCUCAGCCAUUAUAGUUACUACAGAGCUUAUUAUAGAGCUAUUACAGAGUGUAUGCUGAUCAUAUUCAGUUAACAGAUUUGGUGGACAGACUGAACACUCAACCAAAUCAUGUCCAGAGAGCAGUGCUGUUGUUCUGUCCCUUUCUGGGUAUUGUCUACAUGUCUCUCCCUGAGUGUACCUAAGCCUGCUAUAGUUGUAGUCAGCUUCAUCCAUGGCUGUUCACUCUGCAACAGGGACAUUACUUCUGUGUGAUGGAGGCAGUCGUCAGAAGUGGCAGCAGCGAGUGUGCAGCUAAUUGUCUGCUGUGACCUUGAGCAGUGCUAUUCUUGUCUGAUGACGGCCCGUAUGGAUAGCUAGAGCGUAUGUCAUAGAGUAUAUUAUGAGGCUGUGCAUGUCUGCUGCUUUGAAUAUAAAUUGCUUUCAUUGCAAUACCCUUUUAGAAUCCAUGGGAAUAUGAAAUAUUGUGUCAGAACAGUUGAAUAUGUUUUACUGUGCAUAUUUUACAACCCGUAGUUUUUUUUAAAUCUUUGAUUAGGACUCACUCAUGCUAUUUUUAUUUGCAAGUGUUUUGUGCAUAUUCACAUUUAGUUUUGUGUAAGGUAUAGAUAACAUCUAAAUGGAAAUUGUGGGUACAGUUACUUUUUUGUGCAUUUUCCUUUAUGAAUUUAGUGUGUAGGAACCCCGUACUACAUGUCUCCUGAACUGUGCCAAGGUGUGAAGUACAACUUCAAAUCAGACAUCUGGGCUAUGGGCUGCGUUAUUUUUGAAGUCUUAACUCUCACCAGAACAUUUGAUGCUACGGUAUGUGGCCUGCUUAUCUUUUACCCCAUUGUCUAAUUGAUACACAUUUGCCUGCUAUUAUAAUUUUUUCUAAUGUUAAAAACAUGGCAUUGACUGAUUAUGCUCUGUUGAUGUCACUUAAAUGCAUUUCCGGUUGUCUUCUGCUUGUGUCCAUGUAGAAUCCGCUGAACCUGUGUGUGAAGAUAGUGCAGGGAAACUGGACCAUGGAGGUCAACUCUGAUGUCUAUUCCUCAGCGCUGAUCAAGCUGGUGUACGAAUGCUUAGAUCAGGUGAGUGACCCGUCAGCAACGUGUACAGCAUACUGUCAUUUCAGUCUUUCAUGGCGGUCAUCAUCAGUGCAAUAUAAUUUAGCAUCAGCCAAAGCAUACACUGUAUGUAGGGAAUCAGUUGAUGUAAGAUAUGACAACAGAUUCUCUAUAUGCAGAAAGAUGUGUGAUGGAUGGUAAUGUAAUGUAAGAUACAUUUAUUUGCAGGAUCCAGAAAAGAGACCCACAGCUGAUGAGAUUCUGGACCAGCCAAUCGUCUCCUGCCGCAGGCAGUGAGUCUGGUGAAGGGGGGAGAGAAUGUGGUGGGAUGUCUGAAAGAUAGAAAAUAUGGUGUGAUUGUUCAAAUAGGUGUAGAGACAUCAUCAAAACAGCUGUUUUCAUUGUGUAAACAACCUCUUUUUGUUUCAGGGAGCUUGAGGAUAGAGUUGCCUUGCUCAACUCAGCAAUGAAAAAACCAAAGUAUGUUCAACACAUUCUCACCUAAUCAUGUAAAUGUGGUAUUUGUACAAUUAUUUAAUUCAGUUAUUUUGUGACUUGUCCAUAGGUUGAGCACAGUGACUGAGAGCCCUGUUGCUGUAGUGACAACACGCUCUAGGGAGGUGUAUUUCUGGGGAGGGGGAAAGUUCACACCCCAGAAACUAGAUGCUUUUAAAGGAGGCAGCGGUGCCCAGCAUGUGUGUGCAGGGGAGACCCACUUUGCUGUGGUUACCGUGGAGAAAGAGCUGUACACUUGGGCUGUGAGUACCAUGCUGUUCCUUUAAGUCCAAGGCAGAAAAUACAUUUCAAGCACUUUAAAGUAGUUUUUGUUGAUUAAACAUGUGCUCUUUGUUGUCCUGCUUCCAUUUUAGAGUGUCCAAGGUGGGGCCAAGAUGGUGGGCCAGCUGGGCCAUGGGGACCAGGCCUCGUACCGGCAGCCACGCAAGGUGGAGAGGCUCCAGGGAAAGGCCAUCCGUCAGGUUGCAUGUGGAGCAGAUUUCACUGCCUGUGUCACUGGUGAGUGGUGUGUCUGUGUGGAGCGUUACUUCUGUGCCAGUAGAAUAGGAUGUUUACAAUGGGAGGGCUGUGUUGUUGUGUUUUUUUUUUUUUACAACACAUAAACAAUUCAGACAGCAAUUUGCAACCCUGUUCCAUACAAUAAAGAUGUGGUCUUGUUUGACAACAUGCUGUUGAUGUGUUUGGUUUCAGAUGAGGACCAGAUGUACAUGUUUGGUUCUGACUACUAUGGCUGUAUAGGAGUGGAGAACGAGCAGGGCAGGGAGGUCCUAGAGCCCGUGCUGUUGGAGUUCUUUGAGGAGCGGCCUGUCAGGCAGGUGUCUUGUGGGGACAACCAUGUGGUGGUGCUGACCCACAGUGGAGACAUCUACUCCUGGGGCUGCGGAGAGCAUGGUAUGUACCAGAGCAUCGAUACUGAGCUACACAGUAGUACUGCGUGUCUACCACCAUGCCUCUCUCAAGCUCCAUAUCCUAUCCGUUGUCCCCCCUUAUCUUGGCCAGUAGAUAAAGCUAUGAUGAUGCGGAACAUAAUUAAUUAAUGAAGUUAUUUUCCUCAGGGCGUCUUGGCCUGGACUGUGAGGAUGACUUUAACUCCCCCAUGCAAGUAAGAUCCUGCCCUUUAUUUUUCAGCAGAGAGCUUGAACACAUAUAAUAUAAAUCUGCUAAUGGGGAACGGGCCAAUGACGUCUCAAUUUUAUUGUCCAGACAAAUGAAUGGAAAUGUGUUUGAGUCCACCAUUUAAAUCAAUAGGAAGCAUAAUGUUGUGUAUCGUCUGGCAUUCACAGGUGGAGAUCCCCAAAGGAGCCAUUAUCUCAUCUGUGUCCUGUGGCCUUGAUGGAACCUUUUUCCUGACAGAGUCUGGCAAAGUCCUGGCCUGUGGGAACAAUGAUCUGAACAAGUUGGGUCUGAACCUGGGAGUCUCUGGCCUCAAAAACCUUCCUGGAGAGGUACAGCACCACAUUCCACAUACCAAGAUUCACACACAGGCUCUUCUCAUUGCUUUAAAAUAAGGAGUAACACAAGUAAUGGUGGAGAAUUUAAGUUUCCCUCCUUCUCCACUGUCAGGCCUACCAGGGGAUACCAUACACCACCACACUCACUCUGGUCAAGCAGCUGGCCAGAUAUAAGAUCCAAGUCAUUUCAGCUGGGAAGACCCACACUGCUGCCAUUGACGGUACAGCGACCAGACUCUCUCCUAUCUCUUUCUCUGAGCCUCCAAUUCAUAAAAAACAACAACAUUUUAGUCACUUAGAAGACUUACAGUUAGGGCAUUAAUCUUAAGAUAGCUACAGUGGGGAAAAAAAGUAUUUAGUCAGCCACCAAUUGUGCAAGUUCUCCCACUUAAAAAGAUGAGAGAGGCCUGUAAUUUUCAUCAUAGGUACACGUCAACUAUGACAGACAAAUUAAGAAAAAAAAAUCCAGAAAAUCACACUGUAGGAUUUUUUAUGAAUUUAUUUGCAGAUUAUGGUGGAAAAUAAGUAUUUGGUCACCUACAAACAAGCAAGAUUUCUGGCUCUCACAGACCUGUAACUUCUUCUUUAAGAGGCUCCUCUGUCCUCCACUCGUUACCUGUAUUAAUGGCACCUGUUUGAACUUGUUAUCAGUAUAAAAGACACCUGUCCACAACCUCAAACAGUCACACUCCAAACUCCACUAUGGCCAAGACCAAAGAGCUGUCAAAGGACACCAGAAACAAAAUUGUAGACCUGCACCAGGCUGGGAAGACUGAAUCUGCAAUAGGUGAGCAGCUUGGUUUGAAGAAAUCAACUGUGGGAGCAAUUAUUAGGAAAUGGAAGACAUACAAGUCCACUGAUAAUCUCCCUCGAUCUGGGGCUCCACGCAAGAUCUCACCCCGUGGGGUCAAAAUGAUCACAAGAACGGUGAGCAAAAAUCCCAGAACCACACAGGGGGACCUAGUGAAUGACCUGCAGAGAGCUGGGACCAAAGUAACAAAGCCUAUCAUCAGUAACACACUACGCCGCCAGGGACUCAAAUCCUGCAGUUCCAGACGUGUCCCCCUGCUUAAGCCAGUACAUGUCCAGGCCCGUCUGAAGUUUGCUAGAGUGCAUUUGGAUGAUCCAGAAGAGGAUUGGGAGAAUGUCAUAUGGUCAGAUGAAACCAAAAUAGAACUUUUUGGUAAAAACUCAACUCGUCGUGUUUGGAGGACAAAGAAUGCUGAGUUGCAUCCAAAGAACACCAUACCUACUGUGAAGCAUGGGGGUGUAAACAUCAUGCUUUGGGGCUGUUUUUCAGCGAAGGGACCAGGACCACUGAUCCGUGUAAAGGAAAGAAUGAAUGGGGCCAUGUAUCGUGAGAUUUUGAGUGAAAACCUCCUUCCAUCAGCAAGGGCAUUGAAGAUGAAACGUGGCUGGGUCUUUCAGCAUGACAAUGAUCCCAAACACACUGCCCGGGCAACGAAGGAGUGGCUUCGUAAGAAGCAUUUCAAGGUCCUGGAGUGGCCUAGCCAGUCUCCAGAUCUCAACCCCAUAGAAAAUCUUUGAGGGAGUUGAAAGUCCGUGUUGCCCAGCGACAGCCCCAAAACAUCACUGCUCUAGAGGAGAUCUGCAUGGAGGAAUGGGCCAAAAUAGUGUGUGAAAACCUUGUGAAGACUUACAGAAAACGUUUGACCUGUGUCAUUGCCAACAAAGGGAAUAUAACAAAGUAUUGAGAAACUUUUGUUAUUGACUAAAUACUUAUUUUCCACCAUAAUUUGCAAAUAAAAUCAUAAAAAAUCCUACAAUGUGAUUUUCUGGAAUUUUUUUUCUCAUUUUGUCUGUCAUAGUUGACGUGUACCUAUGAUGAAAAUUAAAGGCCUCUCUCAUCUUUUUAAGUGGGAGAACUUGCACAAUUGGUGGCUGACUAAAUACUUUUUUUCCCCACUGUAGGUGGGAAGUAUAUAGAUUUUUAUAUCAAAACAUGGUUCUGACUGAACUCUGACCUUGCAGAGCAUGGGCGGCUGAUGACCUUUGGGUGCAACAAGUACGGUCAGCUGGGUGUAAAGGACUUCAAGAAGCACCAGGGUGUCCAGCUGCUGUUGGGGUCUUUCGGGGGAAAGGUGGUCAGCAAAGUGUCUUGUGGAGAUGGCUUCACCAUCGCAGCCACGAAGGGUCAGAAACACAACUAAACUUGAACAUUCUCUGUUGCAGCAUGUUGUUGUCAUAUGCUGUUCAGUGUGUAUAUUCAGCUUAAGAGUUGUGGUGCUCAUUUUCUUUGUCGCUUUAUUCUGUUAGCUGGGAGUCCUCUGACCUACAUGAGUAGGACUCAAAAUAAUGGAGAAUACCGGUAGCACUUCAGGAACAGGAUUCCCUGUUUAGGUGCUGGAAGGAUAUUGGCUAAUUGUCUGUGGACCAAUAUAUUAUUUCUCUCUCAUCCUUUCAGACAAUCAGAUCUUUGCCUGGGGAAACGCAGGAAAUGGACGCCUGGGAAUGCCUGCAGACAAGGGCUUUGGCUCUGAGGUUUGCCCUGCUUUACCACGACCCAUUUUCGGCUCCCUCCACCAUGUGCCAGACCUCUCCUGCCGCGGCUGGCACACCAUUCUCAUCAUGGGUCAGCCACUAGCCACUUCCUUCUGUUCUAACACCAGCUAAUCAUUUGUUGAAAGAUACAGUUGAGAUUGAUUGAUUCUGUUCUCUGUUUACAGAAAAGGUUCUCAACUCUAAAACUAUCCGCUCAAACAGCAGUGGACUUUCAAUUGGCUGUGGUAAGUAAGAUAGCCAUGGUCUCUCUGGUUACUUUAUCAUUACAUUCACAAUCUGAACAUGUAGAUAGUUUUAGACCGGUGUGGUAAUGUACUGACCACAUGGUGUGUCCUGUUGUUUGUCGGUGCACACUAAGGGCUAGGCCAAGCCUCUACCACCACUGUGGAUCUGGAGAGUGAGCCAGGCUCAGAGACAGGGCUGCGUGAAGGGGGCCUGGGGGGCACUAAGGAGGCCGACACAGACGAGCGACGCAUCGAGACCUCCAUGAUGUCUCUGACGAACCAGACCGGCGACAGCUCCUGCCCCUUCUGGCUGCGCAAGGUUUGUAAUCAAAGCCACAAAGCAUAAUGAAAGCCAAAACAGAGAGGGUUAUGGCCACUGAAUGUUUGUGUCCCUCCCUGUCCAUCCUCCCUAACAGGAGCUACAGGAUGCAGAGUUCAUCCCGAUGCCAGAGGACUCCAGAGGCUCCAUGCCUGGCCCACUGGCUCCUUCUUUCCCCGAGAGCGUCACACUGCCCUAUGAGGAGCUACAGGAGCUGAAGGCUGCAGCCGCUGCUGCCGCCACUGAGAAAGAGCUCCCGGUAAUGACCACCGCCUGUCUGUAUGCUCGACACCUGACUACAUCCCCAUGCUAAUGCCUCAACCUAACCAAGUGUUGUUUCUUUAGACUGCUCGUAUGGGCUGUGACAGGGUCAACGGGUUUGAGGAGGCAGGAGCCUGUAAGAAAGGGGAGGCGCCAACUUGCUGCAGAGCAAGCAGUGAGGUAGCACAGGUAUGUGCAAAAUAACCCCUUACACACAUUGUAUCAGCAUAAGCCUGCACCAGACAGUAGUCUGUGAACAUAUCACAGCUGCUCGUGUUUGUUCUGUGUUUCUCUGUAGUUGUUGCCAUUUUCUUUUACAGUUGCGAGAGACCGUCAAUCGUCAGGAGGCAACCAUCCAGUUGUUACAGAAGCAGGUAAGCGUUACUCACUACAGACUGUCUAGCACCUGUAGUGAUCCCUGUGAGCAAAGUUGUGUAGUAACACUGAGUCGAGUCCCUAUUCUGUAAAACCGCUCAACCCCAUUGCUAUGCAGACAGAUAAGUGUUAUCAAGUGUUGUUCUCUAUGAUAACAGUUCAGUGACCAGCUCAAAGAGAAUGAGAGACUCUGGACAGCAAUCAACCGUCUGACACUGCGACAGGCAGGAACUGAAAAUAACUGCAACCACCAAUCUGGUCACAGGCCUGUGGAGGGACAGGGAGGAGCCUCCAACUAUGACGGGGACAGAUCUGAUGGGGCAAAUCCGUGAGAAAAAAACCUGCGUCUGUCCUAUACUAUGUGCAAUGAGUGGUGGUGGCUCUAUGCAAUUAAGUCCAUCAAACAGGGUCCAUCAAACAGGUCCUGUAGAUGGAGUGGCUAGGCCAUAUUGAGAGGAGGAAUAUGUUAGCAAGACAGUUCCAUUGGUGAAUGGCAGGGAGAAGGAGGUUUAAGAAAUGACAAAAGGGAUGAGUAGUCUGAGAGUCAGUUGUGUUCUCCUUAACUAGGACAGCUAGCUGAUAAAUGGAUGCCCACUGACCUCAUCCACUUGCAAGAGAGGUCUCGCUUCUUUUCACAUUGUGUUACAUCAUAUUUCUUAGAUAUAAUCCAAUCUGCAUGAUUACGUUGUAUAAAUAUACAUGAGAGAUACCCUGUGUGGACACUUCCAUGUUGUAAGCUAUAAUUAGCUGAUGGUGUCAGGAAUAGGCCUACAGCAACUGAUCUGCAGUGACCUGGACACAGACAGAUUGAAAUGUUGGCUUGAUUCAACAUUAAGCAACCAACUUCUUGCAGUGUUAUGUAGGCUAAUGUGAAAUAUGAGUAAAUACUUUGGUAGUAAUGAUAAUGUUGUCACUGAUUGACUACUGUCAACUGAGGUUUAGGAUUGUGUUGUUUUGUCCCACAUUUUAAUUGAUGAUCACAAGUGGGCACAGCUUACUGUAGAGAGAAGAACGUUUGGUGUUCUUCCAUUGUUUUUGAGAUAUAUAUCCUCUUGCAGUUAUUUCUUGUGGUUAUUAAAACCAAUGUGAAUUUAAAGUACUGCUUUAUUUGCUCAUUCCUCUGGAAAGCCCUGAGCCCUAUUUUUGAUAACCUACCAAUGUUCUUCAUAUGUGAUGCUGUUCUAAACUAAAUACUAAAUACUAACUAAAAGGUAUACCAAAUAUAGUAUAUUUGAUAUAAAAUUUACCAAAGACGUAUUUCGUUUUAACAUUUAAGUAUUUGCAAUGUUGUGUCUUUCAUGAACAGCUUGCUAUACUGUAUUUGGAAAAAUGGCAUGUGAAAUGUGAGGUUCACUUUUCAAACUACUGAUUAAAUAUAGACAAUCACUUGUCUUUUUAUUGCCUUAAGAUGAUAACCUUGAACUAGUAUUUAAGUGGAGGAAAUUAACCAUAAAAUUACAAUCUUCCUUCUAUAAUAUUUCAUAUCAUGAGCACAGUUCACGUCCUAGAAUUUUAGAAAAGCUUGUUUUCGUAAACUUCAUGGUAAUACUGAAUGUUUUUUUUCUAUUACAUUUUUCCUGUUUUGAGUAUUCAUUGAAUCAUUAUUUUUACACUAGUUGUGAAAAGUGUAAUAUUCACAUUUUGUGUAUUUCUUUACUCUGGGUGGUGUGUGUAUGUAUGUUUUUAAGUGUCCUUUACCAACGGCUUAUAAGCUUGCAACUCUUUUGGUUAGUGUGCAGUCAAUUGAUACAGUACAACACUGGUGGAAUUUUCUUUGUCGAUGCAAGAGAAAAAUAUAUCCCUAUUCCCUAGUGCAUACUCUUUAAACCAAAGAUUGUGUUGUGAUGAAUUGUGCACAAAAUAUAAAAGAAAAUGUGCGUUGAGAAUAAGAUAUGCUUUUUAUAUAGUUUGUUUGAUGUUGAUAUUAUGCCUGUACUGUGUCUAUUUUUGCAAUCUAUUUUUUCAAUGGCUUAGCUGACCCUAUGCAAUUGAGUGGGUGUAUGAUGUUAAAGUGGUCUAACUUUCCACCAUUCACAGAGGCACCUUUGUUUUAUGCUUCAUGUAAAAAUUAAAAAUACAAACC